CCCGUAACCUUUUUUUGGCAGCCAAGUCGGGAAAGGAGUCCACCUCGGAGUCCGAUUCAUCCUUCUGUGAUUCGCUUCUUGGCAGCUUACCUUUCUUAAACAGCUCCACCCAACGCAAUUCAAGCCAGCAAAACGACAUCUUCACAUGAACAGAAAUCACAAACAAAAUGGCAAACACAAAACUCUCCCAAUCCCCCUUCCUCAGCAUCAUCGCGACAGCAUUCGGUACCAUCUCCUUGGGAUUUGGCAUCAAUUCCAUCCUCAAUCCCAUGUCCGAACUCUCCUUCUUCGAACUUCAAGGCCUGGCCGCAACAGCAGAUCCAAUCCUCAUCGAAUGCUUGAUGAUUGCGUUCGGAGCGAAGCUCAUCGGUGCAGCGCUGGCUGUCUUUGCGACCGCGUUCUUUGGGUCUCGGAAAGCGCUGGGAUGUGUCUUGAUUGCAGGGGGCGGGGUAGCGGGAGUUGAUGGGUGGAUUUGCAAAAGUUAUAUGGGGACGGGGGAGUGGAAUCAUUGGGGAUAUGGUAGUAUGAUGGUGAUACUUGGGACGGUUUUGAUGGGUAUUUUGGAUGGAAAGUGAGGAGCUGUUCCUGGGCUGCCAGGCGAGAGGAAUCGAGGAAGUGGUCUUGGCGUUCGCUCUUAAUGUUGCAAAACGACAUCCUGCUCCUAUCGUACUAUCAGGUAUCACAAUCGAAG
Molecule: messenger RNA, 691 nt
Organism: Mollisia scopiformis
Lineage: Eukaryota; Fungi; Ascomycota; Leotiomycetes; Helotiales; Mollisiaceae
Exons: 2
Coding region: 168-575 (135 amino acids)
Source: RefSeq, a predicted model, not a curated record